Messenger RNA from Oryzias melastigma (Indian medaka), 2298 nucleotides. RefSeq names its product TOX high mobility group box family member 3 (gene tox3). Gene Ontology annotation, biological process: regulation of transcription by RNA polymerase II. Gene Ontology annotation, molecular function: chromatin DNA binding. Lineage: Eukaryota; Metazoa; Chordata; Actinopteri; Beloniformes; Adrianichthyidae. The record is from RefSeq and is a predicted model, not a curated record. Gene Ontology annotation, cellular component: nucleus.
GUAUAAACGUAAAAAAUGCAUCAACAGAAAAUUUCCACUCCAAAUGUCAAACAGCAACAACAACAACAGCCUAAUUGUUCUUAAUUUGUCACAUGGCUUUAAAAGCUGUGUUUUGGUGGGAGUGGCUUCGUGUGUUUGGGGCGUGGCCGAGCCUGUUCACACAUUUGCCUUGUUCAUCAGCAGGACAGGCAGAGCCCAGGGCUGAACGGGGAUACUCAGUGUACUACAGUGUACUACGGCGUACUACAUAAUUGCAGCAUCUGUGGAGUGGAGUGUUUGCGCUCGUGCGUGUUUUCCUGACAGCAGACGAGCUCGCGCUCCGCUGCUUCCUGCGUCUGACGAGUUGUCCAAGUUGGAAAGAGAAACUUCUGCGCGCGCGGAGCAGCCUCGGAGUUUGCGUGGUCUUUUUUUGUGAUCGUUCUGCUGCUCCAGGAAAAGGGGAAGGAGGAGGACCCGCGCCGCCGCCGGUCUCGUGUCUUCUUUGUAUCCAGCAGCAGCUGUGUGUAAAUGCAUGGGCGCACCGCGUCUGCAGCUCUGUGAAGGACAGCAUCCUGGACUCCGUCCAACCGUCCUGUAGGCUUCCUCCAGAAAUGAAGCGGCUGAGCGAGGUGUAAGGAAGGAAUAGCGAGAGUUUACCUGUCCUCCCCGCUGCCUCUGUGUCCUCCCCCAACAAAGCGUGGGUCAGAUUCCCCGCCGCUCAUCCACCCAUCCAUCCAUCCUUCUCCGAGCGCUUGGAUUGUAAGUGUUCGGGCUACAACUCCAGCUGCGCGCCAUGGAUGUAAGGUUUUAUCCGUCUGCUGGGGGGAAUUCUAUUCCAGGAGACCCAGCAAACUUGGAUUUUGCCCAUUGUUUGGGCUACUACAACUUCAACAAGUUCCAGAAUAACAACAAUUACAUGAACAUGGCCGAGGCGAACGGCGCGCUGCUCGCUGCUGGGGAUACUUUCCAUACGCCCAGCUUGGGAGAUGAAGAGUUUGAGAUUCCUCCCAUCACGCCUCCACCUGAGACAGAGCACGGUCUGGGACCAGAAGUGGACUCACCGUUCCCGCAGAUGCCAGAGCCCCCAGCUCUGCACAGGGGUCCCAUGAUACCCCAGUUCCCCCCACAGAGCCUGGAUCUGCCCUCAAUUACCAUCUCCCGCAACAUGAUUGACCAAGAAGGGAUGUCUGUCAACACUGGCCAUCCUGUGAAUAUUGGACGUGGACAUCUCCAUCAAUACCCAUCCAAUCCAUCCAUGGUGAUGAAGUCAAUCAUAAGCAUGAACAGCCCAAAUGCUAUGAUGUCACGGAAUCAGAUGUCUGCCAUCAACCAGUCCCAGCUCAACGCUUCAGUGGGCCUGAACAUGGCAGGACCCAACAUUGCUCACACCUCGCCCUCACCUCCCGCCAGCAAGUCGGCCACGCCCUCUCCUUCCAGCUCCAUCAAUGAAGACGAGCAAGAUGAUGGCAACAGGGUGGUUGGAGAGAAGCGACCAGCCCCAGUAGAUCCAACCAAGAAACCCAAGACUCCUAAGAAGAAAAAGAAGAAGGACCCCAAUGAGCCUCAGAAGCCGGUGUCGGCGUAUGCUUUGUUUUUUAGAGACACUCAGGCUGCUAUCAAGGGUCAAAACCCUAACGCUACUUUUGGGGAAGUCUCCAAGAUUGUAGCGUCUAUGUGGGACGGCCUAGGAGAGGAACAGAAACAGGUUUAUAAAAGCAAAACUGAAGCUGCCAAGAAAGAAUAUUUAAAAGCUCUGGCUGCAUACCGUGCCAGUCUGGUAUCUAAGGCUGCAGCAGAGUCCGCUGAGGCCCAGACUAUUCGAACAGUCCAGCAAACCCUGGCCUCCACCAGCCUGUCUCCUGGCCUUGUGCUGCCUUCGCCCCUCAACCAGCACCCUUCCAUGCCAUCAGCUGCCCAGGCAUUGCAACAGGCCCUGCCACGAGCCAUCGCCCCCAAACCACUGCAGAUGAGACUAGGGGGCAGCCAGAUCGUGACUUCGGUUACGGUCUCCCACCAGAAUAUGUCCCCCGGGAUGCCGCCGCAGCUGUUGGGCCAGAUGGGUUCUGGAGGGUCCAUAAUGGCGAGUGCCCAGUCCACAGGGGUGUCUCAGAUGAGUCCACCCAUGCAACCGGUGCAGCAGCAUGCCAUGCAGCAGCUUCAGCAGCAACAGCAGAUGCAACAGCACCUCCAGCACCAUCAGAUGCAGCAGCAGCAGAUGCAUCACCAGCAGAUCCAGCAGCAGAUGCAGCAUCAGCAUUUCCAGCACCAUCUCCAGCAACAGCUGCAGCAGCACCACAUGCAGCAGCAGCAGCAGCAGCA